AUGUCGGGCGCGAACGAUAAAGCAAGAUUCUAUCUUGAACAAGGUGUUCCUCAAUUGCAAGAAUUGGAGCAAAAGAAAAUAUUUACAAAGGAUGAAAUUAAAACAUUAGUUAAAAAGCGAUCCGAUUUCGAACAUAGGGUGUUAGUGAGAGGUUCAAAAGCCGUUGAUUUUGCUCGAUAUGCCGCAUGGGAAAUGAGUCUUGAGGACCUUCGUCAAAAAAGAUGUAAACGAAUGCGCAUAAAAGGAAGCUCAUCGCAUGCCGGUCAAGCACGCGUAUUCGGUAUAUUUGAUCGAGGUGUAAAGAAACAUGCUGGAGAUGUCGCAUUAUGGAUGUCAUAUUUGGAAUAUGCAAGGAAAGCCAAAGCGACGAAGAAAUUCAAGACGGUAUUGACAGCGGCAAUUCGAUUACAUCCUACCAAACCGGAACUAUGGCUGUAUGCGGCCAAAUGGGCCUUGGAAUUAGAUGCGGAUAUGAAUGAGGCAAGAAGUUAUAUGCAGAGGGGAACUCGAUUCUGUACUAGGAGUAAGGACUUAUGGAUCGAAUAUGCGAAAUUGGAGAUGAUCUAUUUGGCAAAGAUUGCUAUACGUAGGAGGAUUCUUGGUUUGGAUAUCGAUAGGACUAUCGAAGCUCCAAAAGAAAUCGAAGAAACACCGGAAGAAUCUGGGUUCACAACCUCGCAGGAUAUGAUCGCAAUUCCAGAUUUCAAGGAUAACACAAUGCAACCAAGCAUGAUGGCAAGAGUAGGAGUAGAUUCCGAAGCCGCUAAAGAUCCAAUGACUACACCAGCUCUCAAUGGUGCAAUUCCACUCGCUAUCUUUGAUGUCGCUAAAAAGCAAGCAUUCUAUUCAUCAGCCGCAGUAGAAGGAUUCUUCAACAUGUUCGCAGCAUUUACUCAAGUAAAAUGUCUUCCUAAAAUCCUUCAGCACGUUUUGGACAGUAUGUUGGAAUCAUAUCCUAAGGAUCCCGCAACAUGCAAUUGUUAUAUUCGUCAACCAUUAAUUGGCAUCGAUCACACCUCUCCCGAAUUUGCAGUCGCCAUUGGAUCUGCACUGAACCGUCUCAAGGAAUCCAUGGAGAACACUAACGAUAAAACUCAAUUGUCACUGAAGACAAGAGCAUGGAUUGAGGCCAUCAUAGCAUUACCGGAAUUAGAUUCAGGCAUUCAAACGGUUUUGCAACAUACACUCCGAAAGCUGGAAUAA
Molecule: messenger RNA, 1203 nt
Organism: Botrytis fragariae
Lineage: Eukaryota; Fungi; Ascomycota; Leotiomycetes; Helotiales; Sclerotiniaceae
Product: putative rrna processing protein utp6 protein
Exons: 2
Coding region: 1-1203 (400 amino acids)
Biological process (GO): maturation of SSU-rRNA from tricistronic rRNA transcript (SSU-rRNA, 5.8S rRNA, LSU-rRNA)
Cellular component (GO): Pwp2p-containing subcomplex of 90S preribosome; small-subunit processome
Molecular function (GO): protein binding; snoRNA binding
Source: RefSeq, a predicted model, not a curated record